Messenger RNA from Vigna radiata var. radiata (mung bean), 1175 nucleotides. RefSeq names its product transcription factor MYB24. Gene Ontology annotation, cellular component: nucleus. The transcript has 3 exons. NCBI's taxonomy places the organism in Eukaryota, Viridiplantae, Streptophyta, Magnoliopsida, Fabales, Fabaceae. Gene Ontology annotation, molecular function: DNA-binding transcription factor activity; sequence-specific DNA binding. Bases 120 to 1064 code for a protein of 314 amino acids. Gene Ontology annotation, biological process: regulation of DNA-templated transcription. The record is from RefSeq and is a predicted model, not a curated record.
UAUGCAUCUUGCGUAUAACAAUUUGCUUUGUAAUUCUGGUUUUUCCCUUGACCCUUUUAAAAUCCUUCUGCAUAUAUAUGCUCACAUAGUGUUUAUAGUUUUGGAGAGUGAGAAUAGCCAUGUCUACUUCAAAGAGCGUCAGCAGUUCUAGCGAAGAUGACAAUGAACUUAGAAGAGGGCCCUGGACUCUUGAAGAGGAUAAUUUGCUCUCCCAAUACAUUUCUGACCACGGGGAAGGCCGAUGGAACUUGCUGGCUAAACGUUCAGGAUUGAAGAGAACUGGAAAAAGUUGCAGAUUAAGGUGGCUAAAUUAUCUAAAACCAGAUGUGAAACGAGGAAAUUUAACCCCACAAGAGCAACUUUUAAUUCUUGAACUCCACUCAAAGUGGGGAAACAGGUGGUCAAAAAUUGCACAGCAUUUGCCCGGAAGAACAGACAAUGAGAUCAAGAACUAUUGGAGAACAAGGAUUCAGAAACAGGCGAGACAUUUGAAAAUUGAGACUGACAGCAGAGAAUUUCAAGAACUUGUAAGGCGUUUUUGGAUGCCAAGAUUGCUUCAGAAGGUAAAAGAGUCAUUGUGUUCUUCGGCCAUGUCAAUUGAGAAUCAGGCAAUUCCUUUGGUUCAUGAUGAUGGUGUUUCUCAACAGUCAACUGUUGGGACCAUACCAUGGCAGGGAGCUUGCGUGAGUAUGAAUGGAGGUAGUCCCACUUAUAUGGACCAACAUGAGCAGAACUCAGACUCUGAACACAACAGUGGUUCAUGCAUCUCCUUUUCUGAGUCAGCAAAUAUUCCAAAAGUGUCUCAUCAUUUUGGAAACACCAUGGACCAAUUCAAUUCCUUAAGCAACAAUGACUUUGGCACUUACUCGUAUGAUCCUUAUCAUGUAAAUGACAAUGCCUAUGAGAUGGAGACCUUCAAAACAGCAACUGCAAAGGUGGCUCAGGAUGUGCAAUACCCAAUUGCUGACUGUCAAACGGCAGGAACCGAUUGGCCAAGCAACGAUUUUGCAUGUACCAUGUGGAACAUCGAUGAACUGUGGCAGUUUAGCAAGUUACAAAAAUAAGAUUUUUAGGGUUUCUGAAUUUUGGAAUAACCCAAACACUGUCUUUGAUGAUGUUAUUGUGGAUUGGCUACCAAAUUAAUCAAUUCAGAGAUGGUGAUUGUUUUCUGUACA